AUGCAUCCCGCCCAGGCCUUUGUCACGGCGUACCUAACAGCCAUCUCAACCCGCGACAUCGCCGCCCUGCCCGACUACUUCUCGCCCACAGCCACGUGGUGGACCUCCGGCAACCCAGUCCGCGUGCCCAACGCGGGCGGCCCCAAGCCCGUGGAGGAGCACCUGCCGCUGCUGACGGGUCUCCUGGGCCUCUUCGACGAGUACGCGUACGACGUGGUCAACAUGGUCGGCGAGGGGGGCAACGUCAUGGUCGAAGCCCAGGCGCGCGGCGUGCUGGGCGACAUUAUUUACGUGAACAACAUUACGAGCGCGUUUGCGGUCGAGAGAACGGGCGGACGGGCGGGCCAGUGGCGGAUCGAGAGUGUGAGGGAGUACCCGGACCACAAGGAAAUUGAGUGGUUGAAGGAGCAGUUGGCGUCUCUGCCGUCAGAGUGA
Molecule: messenger RNA, 435 nt
Organism: Emericellopsis atlantica
Lineage: Eukaryota; Fungi; Ascomycota; Sordariomycetes; Hypocreales; Bionectriaceae
Exons: 1
Coding region: 1-435 (144 amino acids)
Source: RefSeq, a predicted model, not a curated record